CAGAAUCUCAUACGAAGAACAGUUAUUUAAUCACUGUUUGUAAGGACACACAGUAAAUGUAAUACAGGCCAUCGAGUGCUGUGUGUUGUGCAAACUCCGUCACUGAUGACUAGAGAGGUGCAGGCAGGUUGAGCACCCAUGGGUUUUGGCAGGACGCUCACCUUCCAUGCCUAAGGCUGUGCGUUCAAGCCAAGCGUGGGACUAUGCCUUUGUUUGUGUUCAAGAGUUAAGUGCUCAUUACUUUCAGAGUCUAAUUUUUAUUUAUUUUUUCCUGUGAAGAUGAGUGCGUUCCAGGCCCAGGAGGCACAGGACUCCACAGAGACUGAAUCCCACACAACUGUCCUGCGUGAUCUCAAGAAAACCUUCCAGAAUCUAACCUGUGAGCUGCAACAACUGCACAUGCAGAUGUCUGUCCUAGACCAAAACAAUAUGGAGAUGACAACCAGGUAUAGCCAGUAUCUCCAUCAGUAUCAGAUGAGGGUGAACUGCCUGGAAGAUGAGCUUCGAAGACUACGCUCAAACAUCGACCAGCAGGGGGCACUAUACCAGCAGCUGCUUGACAUCAAGACUCACCUUGAACUGGAGAUCACGCAAUAUAAGAAGGCUCUGGAUGGAGAGGGCAUCAGCGAAAGUGCUUCCACCUCAAAUAUGGCUGUCACCUCCAACCAUGCCUCCUGCAUCGAUACUGGUUUUAAAACCAGUAUAACAACCCACAGUGCUUUAACAAAUGGCACACAUGACCACAAACAGACUAUAAGUUCAGCUGUUUCCUCCAGUGUUGAGGAAUGGACUGGAAAGACAAGAAGAGAUCAAAGCCGCUUCCUGGGUGAAGGGUCAACUGGCACUUUGGUGGUGCAAGAACAGAUCAUUGUUUCAAAACAGAACAGACCGGUCGCCAGUGAGAGGCAACAGCUGGGCCGUACCGAGAGUACCUCUAGUGUCCGAGGAGCUAGCAGUAAUGCUAUAAAGGAUAGCACAGCAAAAACCACGUCUCAGACCAGUCAUGUUCAUAGCACGCAUACUGUCAGCCAACCGGCCCCACAGAAGUACUUACUGAACGUAGUUGGUGAGACUGUAAAUCUGAGAGGUGAAAGUCAGGCUAGCGCAGAAUUGCAGGUUUCUACAAGCUUGUCAGACCAAAUUCAUGGAAAAGAAGCAAAAGAUGCAGCUCAAAGCACUCAUACCACAAAGACAGUAGAGAUUAAGAGAACUGCUGAUACAGCUGAAGCUAGUCUUCAGGGAAGAGCAGUUGAAGUUAAGGCAACAUCAGAGGUACUUCAAACAAACAUGGCUGCUACUGGAACUCAGGUUGCUAACACAGGAAUCAACACUGCACAAAGGCUAGUAAAGACUAGCAUUUUUGAAAAGGUCAUGGCGUGGAAUGCUCCCCAAGAUUUGGUGGAGAUGAACACUGAGGAAAGUGAAGUUGAGAUAUCAGCCCCUGAAGGCACUAUUGAGGUUAAGACUACUAGAUGUGUAGUUGGAACAAGUGCAAUGGAAAGUCUUCUGAACACUGGCAUUGCAACUGGUGCUGUUGAAGCCCAAAUUGCCCACGGUGUAGUUGAGAUAUCAGCUCCUGACAGCAAUGUUGAGGUUAAGACUUCUAGAACUGUAGUUGGUACUAGUGCUCUGGAAAGUCUUCUGGAUUCUGGCACUGCUACUGGUGUUAUUGAGUCUAAUGUUGGUCAAGGUUUGGUUGAAGUAUCAGCCCCUGAAGGCACUAUUGAGGUUAAGACCACGAGAAGUGUAGUUGGAACAAGUGCAAUGGAAAGUCUUCUGAAUACUGGCAUUGCAACUGGUGUUAUUGAGUCUAAUGUUGGCCAAGGUUUGGUUGAAGUAUCAGCCCCUGAAGGUACUAUUGAGGUUAAGACUACUAAAACUGUAGUUGGUACUAGUGCUAUGGAAAGUCUUCUGAAUACUGGCAUUGCAACUGGUGUUAUUGAGUCUAAUGUUGGCCAAGGUUUGGUUGAAGUAUCAGCCCCUGAAGGUACUAUUGAGGUUAAGACUACUAAAACUGUAGUUGGUACUAGUGCUAUGGAAAGUCUUCUGAAUUCUGGCAUUGCUACUGGUGUUAUUGAGUCUAAUGUUGGUCAAGGUUUGGUUGAAGUAUCAGCCCCUGAAGGCACUAUUGAGGUUAAGACCACAAGAAGUGUAGUUGGAACAAGUGCAAUGGAAAGUCUUCUGAAUACUGGCAUUGCAACUGGUGUUAUUGAGUCUAAUGUUGGCCAAGGUUUGGUUGAAGUAUCAGCCCCUGAAGGUACUAUUGAGGUUAAGACUACUAAAACUGUAGUUGGUACUAGUGCUAUGGAAAGUCUUCUGAAUUCUGGCAUUGCUACUGGUGUUAUUGAGUCUAAUGUUGGUCAAGGUUUGGUUGAAGUAUCAGCCCCUGAAGGUACUAUUGAGGUUAAGACUACUAAAACUGUAGUUGGUACUAGUGCUAUGGAAAGUCUUCUGAAUUCUGGCAUUGCUACUGGUGUUAUUGAGUCUAAUGUUGGUCAAGGUUUGGUUGAAGUAUCAGCCCCUGAAGGCACUAUUGAGGUUAAGACCACAAGAAGUGUAGUUGGAACAAGUGCAAUGGAAAGUCUUCUGAAUACUGGCAUUGCAACUGGUGCUGUUGAAGCCCAAAUUGCCCACGGUGUAGUUGAGAUAUCAGCUCCUGACAGCAAUGUUGAGGUUAAGACUACUAAAACUGUAGUUGGAACUUGUGCUAUGGAAAGUCUUCUGAAUACUGGCAUUGCAACUGGUGCGGUUGAAUCUGACAUUGACCACGGUGUAGUUGAGAUAUCUGCUCCUGAGGAUAAAACCACUAGAAUUGUAGUUGGUUCUAGUGCUAUCGAAAGUCUUCUGAAUACCAGUAGCACUACUUGUGCUGUUGAGACUGAAAUUGUUCAAUGUAUGGCUCAGACACCAGCUCCUCAAAGCAUUGCUGAGACAACCAGCAUUGAAAGUAUUGAAACUAAUGAAAGUGUCCCUACAGGUAUAAAGAGUGCAGUUGAGACCAGCACUACCAGUAGCCUACAAACUUCUCCUCCAUUGGGUGCCAUUGAGACAAACAUUGUUCAAGGUGUCACUGAGACACAAGCUCCUCAAGAUGUAGUUGAGAUUAAGACCAGAGCAAGCGCUACAGAGUCUACUUGCCCUGUUGAGAAUAUGGUUGAGAACAACAUGGUCCAGAAUGUUGUUAUGACAUCUGUUGUUUCUGAAGGCACAGUCGGUAUAAAGACCAGCAUUUCUGAAGGUGUGGUAGAGUCAGCUAAAGCUCAGAGUGUAGCUGAGAUGACCGCUCCUGGAAGCACAGCGGAGAUUAAGACAAGUGAAAAGAUUGUUGAGACUACAGGGGCUGAAUAUGUUGCAACAGUUCAGACAGUAGAGAAGAUUGUGCCAGAGAGCAUAGCUGAGAUUAAGACCACUGGAGGAGUAGAUGAGUCUAGCACUACAGACACUCUACUGGAUACCAGUUUUGGUGACGUGGUGGUCGAAACCCGUCUGCUCGAGAGUAUAGCUGAGAUUAUUGUCCCUGACUCAACUAUUGUUGAGUUGAAUACCACUCAAAGUGCCAGUGCUAUAGCUACUGCUAACAGUGCUGUGGAUGUGCGCGAUAUCAGCAGUAGAGACAUUCUGUUGUCCAAUGGAACACAGAACAAAUUUGAGCUCGACACAACACAACAAGACUCUCAAACCACCAGCAUCCUCCAAACAGGAACUGCUGAUCUGAGUCAGUCAGCUUUGUCGGGACAUGUGAGCCUGUCCACCGGUAAUGUAGGGAUUGAGGGGUUAACCUUGGAUGACUUGGCACGCAAUGCUGGUAGAAGCAAUGCAGUUGUGAUUGGCAGCUCCCCGCGUGAGGCCAGGAUCAGUCAGGCACGAAAGAUGACCAGCCCAGAGGGAAGAGUCGAGAUCCUGAGCACCAGCCCAGGUAGUGACCAGAGAAGGACUCGCCAAAGAAGCAUUAGCCCAAAGGUUGGCAUCACAGGUAGGCCAGGUAGUCCCCAGAGAAUGAUUCACCAAAGAAGCAUUAGCCCAAAGGGUGGCAACACAGGAACAGGUAGUGACCAGAGAAUGACUCGCCAAAGAAGCAUUAGCCCAAAGGGUGGCUACACAGGAACAGGUAGUACAAUGAUGGCUAGCCCGAGUGACCCGAACAGCAGUCCUGGCAGAAUUGUACAUAACAGUAUGGGGUCUCAGAGGAGGAGGCUGAGCAGCACAGGUAGUUUGGGGUCGGACAUAGGGACAGGCGGUACGGGGAUGGUCAACAUCAACAGUCCCACCAAGCCAGCGGUGGUCAAUAGUGCAGGCAGUGGCGUCUGGAUCACAAGUUCCGACAACACGGAAAACCGAUACACCAUUAGCACCAGAAGCAGGGGCAGCGGGGAUAAGAUCAGCAUCUAUGGGAGCGGAAUGAGCACCGGCAGGAUCAGCACCACAGGAAGCGGAAACAGAAUCAGCAGCGCAGGAAGUGGUGGGAGAAUCAGUAGUGCAGGAAGUGGGAAUAGAAUCAGCAGUGCAGGAAGUGGAAAUAGAAUCAGCAGCGCAGGCAGUGGAAAUAGGAUCAGCAGCGCAGGAAGUGGUGGGAGAAUCAGCAGCGCAGGAAGUGGUGGGAGAAUCAGCAGUGCAGGAAGUGGAAAUAGAAUCAGCAGCGCAGGAAGUGGAAGUAGAAUCAGCAGUGCAGGAAGUGGCGGCAGGAUCAGCAGUGCUGGUACUGGAAACACCAGAAUCAGCAGUGCCGCACCCAUGGGCAGCUCUGCCAAUAGGAUGGUCAUCCGUAGCACCGGCAGCUCAGGCGGGGGAAACAACAGAGAGCGAAUCAGCGUCUGCAAGAUGGCCGCCCUCUCCAAAGCUGCUGCAGUGAAGGAGAAAUCCCAGGAGAUCCAGGGUCUACAGCAGAUGAGGUCUGGGACACAGGGUGCAGUUGAUCCAGAGGAGGAGUUUACUAACUAA
Messenger RNA from Clupea harengus (Atlantic herring), 4938 nucleotides. RefSeq lists its product as uncharacterized. The record is from RefSeq and is a predicted model, not a curated record. Lineage: Eukaryota; Metazoa; Chordata; Actinopteri; Clupeiformes; Clupeidae. Gene Ontology annotation, molecular function: structural molecule activity. Gene Ontology annotation, cellular component: cytoskeleton.